AUGACUUCCUUCGAUCCCACCAAUGUGAAUCUGGACACAGCCAGUACUGAAGAUGUGCUGUGCUAUCUCGCAGUCUCUGAGAACGAAUACAAUGGCCAUAUGGGGGUACGCAUAUCAUCGAUCUUCGUGAUUUUGAUCGUUUCUUCGGCUUUUACUGUUUUCCCGGUGGUCUCCAGACGCAUACCUAGUUGGAAGAUUCCGCUAGGCGUGUAUAUCUUCGCCCGAUACUUUGGAACUGGAGUCAUUGUCGCGACUGCAUUUAUUCACCUCCUCGACCCAGCAUAUUCACAAAUUGGACCGAAUACGUGUGUCGGGCAAUCAGGAUACUGGGCUGAGUAUUCCUGGUGUGCGGCGAUUGUCCUGGUCUCAGUGGUUGUCAUCUUCCUCAUGGAUCUCGGAGCCGAGGUUUAUGUCGAGCACAAAUAUGGCAUUCAGCGGAACGAGGACGCAACAGAAGCUUUUGUGCGGUCUGAGCGCCCCUGCGAUACCCAGUCGGGCCUUGCUGGCACCAGCAAGGCUGUUGCCUCUAGCCCAGAAAUAUCAUCCGUCGAUCCUUGGAGCGCCGAGACCCAUGGGAUCAUGGCCGAGCGGUCCUUUCAGCAGCAGAUUGCUGCGUUCCUGUUGCUCGAAUUCGGGAUCAUCUUUCACUCCGUCAUCAUCGGAAUGAAUCUGGGCGUGAGCGGUUCCGAAUUCGCAACCCUGUACCCGGUUCUUGUAUUCCAUCAGUCCUUCGAAGGAUUGGGCAUUGGGGCUCGGAUGUCUGCAAUCCCAUUUGGUCGGCAUACCUGGCUUCCGUGGAUCUUGUGUGCUGCCUAUGGUCUGACGACCCCAAUUUCCAUCGCCAUCGGGCUCGGUGUCCGCACAUCCUACAGUUCUGGUUCGAAAGUGUCGUUGACUGUACAGGGCGUGCUGAACGCCAUCUCCGCGGGGAUACUUAUUUACAGCGGGCUGGUAGAGCUGCUCGCGAGGGAUUUCCUGUUCGAUCCGAAUAAGGAGCAAACGCCGGUCUCGGCUGUUAUUCAUGAUUGGAUGUACGUUAUUGGGGGCGGGCAUUAUGGCUUUGAUUGGCAAGUGGGCUUAGAUCUGCUGGUCCUCCAUAGAAUAUUGAAAGAUCUGAGUUUAGUUAUCCGAAGAUCAGAUAAGAUCGUAAGACUGGGUUAUCAUAUUCUAUACGACCUCUUGAGUGGUGACGUAAAGUACCUGUAA
Messenger RNA from Penicillium chermesinum, 1206 nucleotides. RefSeq lists its product as uncharacterized. The coding region runs from base 1 to 1206 and encodes 401 amino acids. NCBI's taxonomy places the organism in Eukaryota, Fungi, Ascomycota, Eurotiomycetes, Eurotiales, Aspergillaceae. The record is from RefSeq and is a predicted model, not a curated record. Gene Ontology annotation, cellular component: plasma membrane. The transcript has a single exon. Gene Ontology annotation, molecular function: high-affinity zinc transmembrane transporter activity. Gene Ontology annotation, biological process: zinc ion import across plasma membrane.